This is a messenger RNA of Hypanus sabinus (Atlantic stingray), 8796 nucleotides long. RefSeq names its product creb3 regulatory factor (gene crebrf). NCBI's taxonomy places the organism in Eukaryota, Metazoa, Chordata, Chondrichthyes, Myliobatiformes, Dasyatidae. Gene Ontology annotation, cellular component: nucleus. Gene Ontology annotation, molecular function: RNA polymerase II transcription regulatory region sequence-specific DNA binding; DNA-binding transcription factor activity, RNA polymerase II-specific. The coding region runs from base 670 to 2565 and encodes 631 amino acids. The transcript is spliced from 9 exons. Gene Ontology annotation, biological process: regulation of transcription by RNA polymerase II; response to unfolded protein. The record is from RefSeq and is a predicted model, not a curated record.
UUUGUGGUUUAUGAUCAAGAAAAAUCUCAGGGUUUUAUAUCGGUACGUAUAUACUUUGAUAAUUAAUUUACUGUGAACUUUGAGUCACAGGCGGCCUUAUUUGAAUAAGGAGCUAUGAAUAUAAAUGUAUAAAAAGGACAGACACUCUCCGGCAAAUGCUUGUAAUAUUGACUGAGUUUUUCAACAGGGGUCACGGGUAAAUUUAAAAAUGCAUCAAACCCAUUGCUUCCCCACGCCCGGCAACCGAGUCGCAAGCAAUUCUAGUUAGUGGAGCUGGAGACGUUGAGCUGCUGGUUCUCGGUGGGGAGGGAAGAAGCGGGUCUGCCAUUGGCUGCUGCGCGGGCGGCACGGCCAUUGGUUCCGGCGCGACCCCUCCCCCACCCCGACGACGCAGUCACGCGCUUUCCAGGAACCCGUCAGGAAGAUAUCAACAAAACAAGCGCGCGCCUCGCUGCCCCCUGAACGCUCCGCUCGCAUCACGCCCCGGAUCUCCAGAGGUAGGCUUGAGAGUUAAAAAGAAUUAUCCUGGGAGAGACUUCAUGAUAGUGAAUUUUGUGUACUAAAGUUGACACAUUUGUUCAUCACUUCAACUAUUUAGUAAAACUGGAAGCGACUCAACCAAAACAACAGGAAAACAUUCUCUUGGAUAAAGCAGAUGUGGGUGUGGGAAUGCCGCAGCCCAAUGUUAGUGGAAUGGAUCCUCCAUUUGGGGAUGCCUUUCGUAGCCGCACAUUUUCAGAUCAGGCCUUAACCAGCACGGAUUUGUUGGGGAAUAACUCUGAUCCUGAUUUCAUAUAUGAACUGGAUAGAGAAAUGACUUGCACUCACAGCUCCAGAGAUGAUUCCGUUACUUUGGAAGAGUGUAAAGAUUUGGACAUUUUAGAUCCUCUAAAUGAGCUACUAGAUUCAGAUCCUUCCUAUACUUCAAACUGGGAACAAUGGGACGCAUGCUGGGAAGAUUUAACAAAAUAUACGAAAUUAACUAGCUGUGAUAUUUGGGGAACCAAGGAAGUGGAUUUUCUUGGGUUAGAUGAUUUUUCCAGUCCUUAUCAAAAUGAAGAAGUCAUCAGCAGAACUCCUACGUUGGCCCAGCUAAAUUGUGAAGAUUCGCAACCUGUUUUAGAUUCGUUGUAUCAUCCUGAUUUACUAAAAAGUUUAAAUCAGAAUUCAUUAGCCUCUUCUCUGGCUGGUAAAAAACUUGCAAGUAGGGCAACGCCUCCAGUGUCAUCUGCUAGAAGUCCCUGUAUAGAUGCCUGCUUGCCUGAAACAACUCAAAAAAUAGCCAGAUCUAUUUCUUCAAGUGCAUCCGUGGACAACAGCAACAAACUACAGACACUUAACAACAAAACAGGUUCAGUUCAUGUGGAUAACAAAGACUUUGUUAAGAAAGCUAAAGUCUGGAUUAAUCCAAUUUCAAUUGGUAAAUCAACCUUGGGUGCGACGCAAGUUACGCACAGCAACGUACCAGACAAUUCCUGUUGUAGUGAUAUUGGAGCAAUACCCAAAAAAGUGGAAAAGAAGAAUGCAGAAAGUUUACACUCUAAUAAAAUGCCCACUAUAUUCAAAGAAAACAAUGACCUGCUUACUCCAACUGAAACAGUUGAAAUAUUGUCACAACCUGUUUCUGAUCACACCCAGAAAAAGGAAGAGCAUAAUUAUUCUUUGUUUGUUUCUGAUGGUGUGAAUGAACAGUCUCCUUGUAUUGAACAGGAGGCAGAAGACGACGAUGAGGAUGAAGACGACGACGAAGACCACGAUGAAGGAUUUGGUAGUGAACAUGAGUAUAGUGAUAAUGAGGAAGAUGAAGAUGAUGAAGAGGAGGAAGACAAGGAUGAUGACGUCAGUGAUACCUUCUCUGAACCAGGAUAUGAAAAUGAUAUGGCUGAUGAUGUGAAAGACACAUUAACUGGCAUUUCCAGAAAAAGGAGCAAAAGAAGAUACUUCUGGGAGUACAGUGAACAACAGAUACCACCACCUAAACAAGAUCGAAUGUUAAAGCCUUCCGAAUGGGAUAGAGAUACAUUGCCCAGUAAUAUGUAUCAGAAAAAUGGUUUACAACAUGGAAAAUAUUUAGUGAAGAAAUCUCGCAGAACUGAUGUUGAAGAUUUGACUCCAAAUCCAAGAAAAUUGCUACAGAUUGGAAAUGAGCUUAGAAAAUUAAACAAGGUGAUUAGUGAUCUGACACCUGUAAGUGAACUACCAUUAACUGCCAGACCAAGAUCCAGAAAAGAGAAGAAUAAACUGGCAUCCAGGGCUUGUCGACUAAAGAAAAAGGCUCAAUAUGAAGCUAAUAAAGUAAAGCUUUGGGGUCUCAACACAGAAUAUGAUCAUCUGCUUUAUGUGAUUAACUCAAUCAAACAGGAAAUUGUAAGUCGAGUACAGAGUCAGGGGGAAAAGGAAAGCACUGGCAUGCUAGAAAAGCUUGAAAAUCUCUUAAAUAAAACACUUGGGACAAAGGUAGCUGGACAAACAUCUGACUUUGUCAACCAAGUGUUGGAAAAGACAGGAGAAGGGGACCCCACAGGUGGUCUUGAAGGUCUUCGAGUCCCUACAUCAAAAGUAUAAUGUGCCAUCUUCUGUGAAAAUCAGCUUCCGCCUAUAAUUACAUGUCUGCCAUUUUUGUGAUAAAUGUCUGAUUCAUUAUAAAAAGUGACAGUUUGUUAGUUGUGUUAGGUCUGUUUUAAAACGAGAGAAGAAAACUCGUGUUGAUACAGAGUUCUUGGGAAAAAAUGCUUAAAUAGAUAGGGUUAUAUGUACUCAGGUACUAGAAGGUAAAUUUUACUUACCUACUUUGAUGUGUUCUAAUAUGUUGGUUGAAGCUUAUGUUAAGUUUCAUGAGAAACAUUGAUGCAGUGGUUGAAUCGAGAAAUCAACAAAUUAUUUGUAGUUCCUUUUAGCAUUAACAGCUGUUGCUGAUUAUUUUUCCAUUAACGCCAUUGCUAUAUAUUCUUCUUGUAGAUAUUUCUGUAUUAAAUAUGUGUUAAAUAGUUCAUAGAGUAAAUUACAUGGCCUUUUCAGACAUUGCAUAAAUAUUUAAGUUUCAGAAAGGAGUAAUAUUCUUUGUGCCUUGUAUUUAAAAUGAAAGAAAAGAUAUAAGGUAAUGGAUGUAUAGUGGGUAAAUUUUAUGGAUUUAAAAAGUAUUUGUUUAUUUUCACUCUUUGGCUGUUUAAACCAUUAUGAAUGUAUAUAGGAAUAUUUCAACGAUAUAGAUAUAUGCCACAGAGUCUGUAUUGUAUAAAGAUGGUUAUUGAAACAAGGGUUUCGGUACUUUUCAGAAAUAUUUGCACACUAUUUUGUACCAAAGACAAAUGCAAUUAUUUGGCAUAAUGCCAGUGAAGUAAAGUUUUGCACAGCUUACACUGAUACAAAAUUGAAUGUAAUCAGGGUGGGGUUAGGGUUUUACGAGAACUGUGAAAUAUGUUGUGUGGGUCCAAAUAUCCACAGAAAGAGGAUGCAAGUACACUUUAUAAGAUUUUGAUCCUAUAAGCUUCUAGAAAAUCAGAUACUGAGAGUUUAUGGGCUCAUCUUCUGCAGAUGUAGAUACAUAAGAAUGUAGAAAUAAUUUAUAAGUAGUUUUGUGUUAACAUUUCAGUGUAAUGUAAUGGCUUGCAGUUGUUACAUUAAAAGAAAAAAAAGCAUGUAUGUGAUACUCUUGCAACAAAGGCAAAUAACCAAAAUUUAAUUUUAUCUAUUUGUAAAAUUGUAUAAAUGUAUAUUGCCUAUCUAUACUGAAAUCCUUUAGUUGCCACCUUUUGCAUUUAAUGUAGUAAUGUGCAUGUCAGAUUUCUAAAUGUUACUUGAUAGGAUGUAAAAAGUACUUCUAAAGCUAUAUAUUUUUGUAUUUUCAAUUACGUAACCAAAAUAGAUAUCGUUUAAGGUAAAAAUAUGAAUACUGUUGAUCUUAUUUGGUCAUUGCUGUAGCUCUUCAAUUAGAAUAUUACAAAAAGUCCAAUUUUGGUUUCAGCUUUUAUUUUGUAUAGGCAAUAUUGUAACUGGAUUGAAAGGUUAUUUCACUUUGGUAGAUCAUAGGUCCAAAAAGAGCCUUCACAGUUAUUGACUUCUUUAAUUGUGAAGUGUUGCUAGCUGAGAGUUAUUGUCAGAUUUCAGUUUAGUGUUAACAUUCAUACUGUGUACUACAGAAGUGCAGUUGAUUUUGAUUCUCAGUGUAUCUCUGUAAAUAAAGGUAGCUUGUUCAUUGAUGAUAUUUUACUUCAUGGAUAUUAGAAUCGCACUUUGUCACCGUUGCAUUUGUAUUCCUGCCAUUUGCUGCUACUCCUGACCUAUAAGAAUGCUACAUUGAUACUUGAUUUAUACCUGUUAGUAAAAUGUAUAGUUAUGCUUGGGCAACAAGAUGAAAGCAAGCUGUGCAGCUUUACAUUUUACCAGGGGACUCUGUGGCACCAAACAGUCUAGAAAUGGUUGUAAUUUGAUGCCAGUAAUAUCUUGCUUCCUUUUUCAUUAAGUAUUUUAAUGUAUGCUAAUAUAUAAAAAUAACCUUAUAAAAAGAGAAAUGUAUAACAUUCUAUUUGGAGAUUUUGAUAUAUUGAGCAUGCUCAGUGUUCUUAGAAUGAUUGGUUUAUCCUUGUUUUAAGUUGUGGAACAACAGAUCUGUGAAACUAUCUCCAGUCAGAAUGCCCCCAAUAGAACUGAAUAGCAUUUUAAUAUGUUUAAAUUUAUUUAGUCCUAUUUUCAGACCUUAUCUGUUUUCAAUAUUCAUUUUCUCUCGCACAAUUGCAAUAGUUUUACAUUGCAGAACUGAGCUUGACUCAGUCAACCAAAACCAGCAGCUUGGAUAAAUUAAAAUGAUAACUUCUGUUCCUUUAAUAUUUCAGUACUGUACACUAGAAAAUAAAGUCAGAUUUUUUAAAUAUGUAGAAAGAGCUGUAUGUUCUAAAUAUCACACAAAAAAGUAAAAGGUUGGCAGCAAAGUCAGUUGUAAGAUAAAGAAAUUACUAGAAAUUGUUAAGAAAUAGAAGUGGGAGUAGGUCAUUCAGCCCUUUAUGCCUGUUUUGCUGUUUUACCUCAGUGCCAUAAUCCUGCACUAACCCAAAAUCCUGUGAUGCCCUUAGUAGCCAAAAAUCUAUUUAUUUCUGACUUGAAUAUACACCGCCUCUGCCACCGUUUGAGGUAGAGAACUCCAAAGAUUCAUUAUCCUCUGGAUAAAUGAGUUUUCCUCAUUUCAAUCAUAAAUGACUGACCUCUUUGCAUCUGUGACCCCUGCUUCUAGACAUUUCAGCCAGGGGAAGCAUUUUCCUGAUAAACCCUGAAGAAAUUUCUGUGUUUCUGUGAGAUCACGUCUCAUUCUUCUGAAUAUGAGAAUCUGGGCCCAGUCUAUUGUAAGUAUAUACAUACUUAAGGAGAUCAGACAGACACAAUAUUAUAGGUGUAUUUUCACCCACGCCUCACAUAAUUAGAUUGAAGCAUUUGCCCUAUACACAAGUUCUUCUCUGAUAAAUGCUGACUACUCUUUGCCUUCCUGGAGGCAUGCUGCACUUAAAUAUUAGCUUGCAGUCAUUUGUGUACUAGGACACCAAAGUCCCUCUGAACACUAUUUCCAUAAAUUUCUCUUAGAAGUAUUCUGCCUUUCUGUUUUCUCUACCAAAGCAAAUAACUUUUUUUUUUACAGUUCUCAUUCCGUUUGCCAGACAUUUUCCCAUUCAGCAUGUGCAUAUCUUAUUGAGAGCCUUUAUAACCUAUACUGCCACCACAGUUCAAAUCAUUGGCAAACUUGAACAAAUGACACCUAGUCCUCAUCCAGUUUUUAAAUGUAUAUUGUAAAUAGGUGGAGCAUCAUCACUAUUCCUUCCAACAACCCAUUGGUCACAGCCUCCUAGCCUAAAAGUAAAUUAUUUAUUCCUACCCUAUUUCUGUUAAAAACAAACCUCAAACCCAAGUAAUUUAAUUUUGUUUAAUACUCUCCAUAUAGCAGCAUCUUGUCACAAUCCUGAAAGUCCAAAUAGAUCACGUCACUGGUUUCCCUUAUCCAAUACAAUACAGCUUUACAAAAAAAAGUCAACAAAUUUGUCAAAUAUGAUUUCCCUUUACGCCUUCACAAAAUGGAUCCUCAGAUGCAAACUAUUGCCUUGGAUAAUUUUUGACCAUGUUUAUAGUGUUGGAAAUUGCAUAUGAUAGUUGAUACUGAAUAAGUUUAAAGCUAAUUAAUAACUGCCAGUAUGACUCUACUGAUAAGCAGUGUUUCUUCAUGAAAUUAGUUGGAUAAUCUAGAUUAUCUGCACCCUGAAGAUGUAUUCCCUGUUACAAGUUAAUACUUUUCAAAUUGUCACAAUGAAUGGUAAAUUUUAUUACCAAUGAUAAUAUUACUUAGCCAUAUUUAGAUUUUACUGAAUUUCCUAUCUCUAUUAUAAAUAUGAAGUUGUUAAGACCCAUAGAAUGCAACAUUCUUAGAAUGAGUAAUUUGCAUGUACAGAGAUUUUAUUUGCACAAUUUUAAGUGGUUAAUUGGAUCAUUCCUCUAAAUUAGUUACAUUUCUGGUUUUCUUUCUGAAAGAACACUUUUAAAGGAAUUCUCACCCAAUUGAUUUUAUUAAAAUAUUCUAACAAUUUGUAUAGUCAUUUUAAGAAAAUCUGUUUCCAAAUGUAAACAUUUUGCCAGAUAUUAUUGACAUGGUUAUGGCAACUUUCUAUAUACCAUUUAAAUUGAAGCUCUUCCAUGAAUUCACCAAACAACUAUACUCUUGCUCAAAGUUGACAGGUCUGUUGUUUCCAAUAUAAAGUUACCUACUUUAAGAGAAAAAUGUGUUUGAUACACAAUAUAUAUUUAAUAGUGGCACAAUAGAUUAUACGUAAGUUUAAAAUCCUGAACAUCUAUGCAGUUGUCUUCCAUCCAUGUGUUAAGUGAAAUAAGUGUUCACUUUGCAAGGCAUUUUAAACUUCUGUCAGCUCUUUAAAAAUUCUAUUAUUCAUCUUGAGUAACGGAAAUUAAAAUGAACUGCCGGCUAAUUUACUACUGUCAUUUUCUUUUGUUUCAUUCCUACCCUUUCCAUUUCUGUAGCACCAUUAUCUGGUGUCAUAUUGAAAGUGGAUAAAGGAUAUGGAAAGUGGCAUUAUUGUUAAUGAGUUAAAAUUAUUUAUAAUGCCAUGACUUAUACCAAAUUUAUACUGAAGCAUAAUUUUAUUCAUUGUACAUUCGGACAUCCAUGGGACCCUAUGUUUGACAAUUAAUAUAUGUAAAGUUAUGUAGAUCUUUAUUGCUAUUAUGUACUGAAGAAAGAUGGCAACAUUAUUUGUAAAGUGCUUAUUGCCUUUUUAAGAGAAUAAUUUCAGGGGGAUAUUUGAAUUUGAUUGUUACUGCUGUUGUAUCCUGCCACAACAAAAUCUGUCUAUAUUGCACUUGGAAUUUGCAUCGAUUUAAAUAUAAGUGAAAUGUACAGUAUAAUAUGUACAUAAGUAUUUUUUGCAUUUGGAAGAUUGUUUAAUUAGGCCUGUUUGGUACCAGCAUUGUGUGUAAGAAAGUUAUGACACCAGUCACUUUACUAAGUAUCUAUUUCAUAUCUUAAUGAAAUUAAAGCACUUUUAUUACAUUCAUAAUAUUUUGGUGGAAGAGAGACUAGGCAAACAGUUUUGAAGAUACAGUAUUAUUCAAAGUACUGAAUGUACUGAAGAUACAGUACUAAAUACUUUGUGACAUUGGAACACUAAUAUUUCCUCAAACAAAAUUAUUUAAGUAAUGUCAUAUCCUCAUUCAAUUUAGAAGUUAAUUAUUUUUAUAUUAUUUUGCUAAUUUUUAAAAAUUUUCAUGAGAAACAGUCCAAAGCCACUUCUGCUUUUUCAUUCCAGUUAACCUUUUUCUUAAUGUUUGCUUAGAACAAUACCAAAGCUAGAUUUCUCCACCCUCUUCAUGCAAAUUAAUUCUAUUACUAUUAUAAUAUAUGCCCUCGUUCCUGUCAAGCAAUUCAGAGUUCCCUUCAGUUCAUUGUUCAACUGAGCAUUAACCAUGAAAGCACAAUAUAGAGAUAUCUCAAAUGACGUGGUCAAGACUUCCAAUUAUAUCAGUUUUUAAUUUGAAUAAUCUUUGUAACUGAUCACUAUUUUAAAAUAAUUAUUCAAGGCCACAAUUAGUCACAUGGAAAUGUUAAUUCAACAGAAAAAUUCUUUAAUAAAUUGGUUAUGGUAGUCUGUAAAUUGUGUAGCUUGAGUGGGACUGAUGCUGGUACACAGCAGAGCCUUGUAUUACAAUUAAUUUUGUACUCAUUAAAACCGUGGUUAACGGUCGUGUGUUUAUAGGUGUACUGUGCCAUGAAAUGGUAGAACAAGGAUUUAAGUUUAUUUUCUCCAUAUACUAAUGGCCAGUCUUGUACUAGUGGAUAAUGACACCAGUCAGAAGUCAGGGACUUUACCCACAAGAAGGAAAAUUGGAGGACAACUCACUGUGAGUUUUGAUUAUUCAGCUAGCUCAAGAAUGAUAUAGGCAGACUCCUAAAAAUGGGCAAAUUAUCAUUUUUUGACUAGGAGACUUAAAAGGGAGUUUUUUUUUAAGUUGGCAACUAGUUACCAAUGAUACUAUAUAUGUUUGCCUGUCAGUUUGGAGGCAUUUUGUUUAAACCUCUGUGUAGGUUUGUUAGUGUAGGGGUUUUAAUUCUUAUACAGUUGCUGACUGUACAGAAAAUGGUGGAACAUAUUUUAAUGAACAAGGUUGUGUUGUGUUUCGGUGAUUGUACCCCAUUAACAAUUUUCUUAAUUGCUUCGUAUCAGCCAGGUGUUGGUACUAUAGCUACUUGUAAUCACAGUCUGAAUUUCAUAUUGUUUUGCAGAGAUUAUAAUAAAGCAACUAAACCUG